CGCAGCGCGAUUGAGCAUGCGCAGACUUUCGCUGCGCCCUGAAAGGUGAAACAGAAGGAAGGGCAGCGCUGUCUCCUCUGGAAGGUCUUGGCGUUGUUUUUACAAGCCGUCUUCGCUGUGUGAGGGGAAGUUAUCAACCAUGUCAUCUGCUUUAUUGGCCAAACCGCAGAUGAGAGGCCUGUUGGCCAGCCGUCUUAAAAAACAUCUUGUAGUACUGUCUAUCCUUUCUCUUGGAAUUAUAGUUGGAUUCAAGUUUGGUGUAUCUGAACCCAGGAAGCGAGCAUAUGCAGAAUUCUAUAAGAACUAUGAUUUCGCAAAGGAAUUUGAGGCCAUGAGAGAAGCAGGCAUAUUUCAAAGUGCACCACCCAAAGGUUCAUAAGCCAGCAUCUCCAGAUCCACUUCUUUAGCAACCUGAAACGGAACAUUGCUGUUUCUGUGAGCUCAGCCUUUGGGUCACUUCAGUGCUGGUCAUACGAUGAUCUUGCCUAUUAAAUGAAGUACU
Molecule: messenger RNA, 502 nt
Organism: Gekko japonicus
Lineage: Eukaryota; Metazoa; Chordata; Lepidosauria; Squamata; Gekkonidae
Product: cytochrome c oxidase subunit 6C
Exons: 4
Coding region: 140-379 (79 amino acids)
Biological process (GO): mitochondrial electron transport, cytochrome c to oxygen
Source: RefSeq, a predicted model, not a curated record